Molecule: messenger RNA, 678 nt
Organism: Ustilaginoidea virens
Lineage: Eukaryota; Fungi; Ascomycota; Sordariomycetes; Hypocreales; Clavicipitaceae
Exons: 4
Coding region: 1-678 (225 amino acids)
Source: RefSeq, a predicted model, not a curated record
AUGCUCGACAAACUCUACGAUAUUGCUCGUCAACCUUAUCAUCAGGCAACAUGCCCCUUCGGCUUGCUCAUCCGUGAGCUAGUAUUCCCAAAACUACUUAAGCGCACCCAGCGCCAACCUCAACUUCACUCGGCCACCCGCAGACAAGAGCCAAAAAAGAAAAAUUCUUCGCCGCCGUCUCUCUUUCUCGACACCGCUCAUCCGCCAUGCGCUUCGCACCCCUCGCCUUCCUGCUGCUCGGAGCAGCGAUUGCUCUCCAGAUCGCCGACCCCAUCGACGACGGCGACGGCAACCUCGUCCCCUCCAGGACCGAGGAUGAGAACCCCACCAAACGAGAUGUAUGCUGUCCGCACUGGUUCAAACACGGCCGCUGCGAAUGCUGGCGGAGUGACAACCGAUGCUGCACCCCAGGUCCAAACCCGCCAGAACAAGAGGAGCAGGAGUGAGCUUGCGAUUUGGGGGCGUUGGUAUUGCGAGGCCCGCUCGGAGGCGGUUCCAAGCCGUGCUCCUGGAUGGGACAGGACACGGAAGACAGGUUGUAUGGACGUAGGUCGGAGGGGGCGUUGGACUGCCGCCGUUGUCAAACACCCUACCGAGUACUACAGUAGUAUUGCCUGUACCGUUUGCGAGGAAAUCAUGACAAUAAACCUGAUCAGGAGGCGCGUAAAAAAGAGGUAG